GCGUGUGCAAGGGGACCUCCUUUAAUUUUCCCGGUGGCCGUCGCCCUCGACUUAUAAAAGCUCCGGCGGGGGAGGGUUUGCGCUGAGACGUUUGUUUGUAGGGCUGGUCGACCUGUUGUAAAUAUAGCACUUCUUCUGGAAAUACUCUCGUUUUAUUGUUAUCCUUCUUCUUCUUCUUUGGCUUGAGAUAUAUCCAAGAUGAUGGUUUCAUUCACCCACGCCCUGCCGCUGGCGGCAAGCCUCUUCCUCUCUGGCGCGAGCGCCGCACCCGCGCCCGCCGCCUCCUCCGCCGCGACUACCGACGCCAAGUACCUGCUCGUCUUCGGCGACUCGUACUCGACGACGGGCUCGUGGCCGGGCGGCGACAAGCCGUCGGUCGAGAACCCGCUGGGCAACCCGGCACUCCCCGGCACGACGACCAGCGGCGGCCUCAACUGGGUCGGGCAGGUGACGUCGAAGCUCAACACGUCGCUGACGUUCACGUACGACUUUGCCGUGUCGGGCGCGACGACGGACAAGGACAUCGUGGACAGCUAUGCCAGCGCGUGCGUCGACGACCAGGUCGACCAGUUCAACCAGUACCUGGACGGCAAGCCGCCGGGCGACGACUCGCUCGUCGUCUUCUGGACCGGCAUCAACGACAUUGGCGAGAGCUUCUGGGACAGCACCGACGUGCCGCAGGCCAAGGUCAUGGACCGCUACUUCGAGCUGCUGAGCAACCUGUUCGAGGCCGGGCUCAAGAAGUUCGUCCUGUUCAACGUGCCGCCGUUCGACAAGGCCCCCGCCUUCAACCAGCAGGGCGAGACCAAGCUCACCAAGCUCCGCGCCGACAUCAAGUCGUACAACGAGGCGCUGGAGACGCGCUUCGCUGCCUUCAAGACGGCGCACAGCGGCGCCCAGGGCCAGGUCUUCAACGUCACGCCGACUUUCAACAAGGUCAUCAACGACCCGACCAGCUACGGCGCCACGGACGCUACCUGCCAGAGCGGCGAUGGCACCAGCUGCGUCUGGACCGACACUUACCACCCCGGCUUGAAGGUCCAUGAGCUCCUUGGCAAGGCAUUCAUUGAGGCUAUUGGCGACUUGUGGUAGAUGCUUUAGGGGUGACGUGGGUCGAGAUGAGAUGUAGUUGAAAAGAAUUUUGAAUUAAAUGUCUUGACUGAUCG
Molecule: messenger RNA, 1166 nt
Organism: Aplosporella prunicola CBS 121167
Lineage: Eukaryota; Fungi; Ascomycota; Dothideomycetes; Botryosphaeriales; Aplosporellaceae
Product: carbohydrate esterase family 16 protein
Exons: 3
Coding region: 199-1092 (297 amino acids)
Molecular function (GO): hydrolase activity, acting on ester bonds
Source: RefSeq, a predicted model, not a curated record